This is a messenger RNA of Oryzias latipes (Japanese medaka), 793 nucleotides long. It is a transcript of the gene lim2.2, whose product is annotated as lens intrinsic membrane protein 2.2. Gene Ontology annotation, molecular function: structural constituent of eye lens. The record is from RefSeq and is a predicted model, not a curated record. Gene Ontology annotation, cellular component: plasma membrane. NCBI's taxonomy places the organism in Eukaryota, Metazoa, Chordata, Actinopteri, Beloniformes, Adrianichthyidae.
GUGCAGUGGACAAUGUCAGGCAGAGGUGCAGGGCUUAAAAAGGAUAGACACACGGUUUAAGCCAGUCACCCUGGAUAGAGAGCAGCCAAACAAGAGCAAGCAGGAAUACUGCAUUUACUGGAAGACGCAACUUUCUUUAAGGUCAGGAGAACUGUGCUUUCCUGGGUUUCUCCGCCAUGCUGUACACUUUAGCAGGAGGAGGCACCCUGUGUGGCGUAGCUGCCCUGGUCCUCCUCAUUGUUUCGACAGCAACAGACUUCUGGAUGCAGUAUCGAUACUCUGGCAGCUCAGCCAACCAGGGGCUAUGGAGGUUCUGCAUCAACAACAAAUGCCACGCACACACCAUCACCGUGGCCUUCUGGGAUGCCACACGGGCCUUCAUGCUCCUGGCAGUGCUGUGCUGUUUUGCUGGUGUGGUCCUGGGCCUCAGCGCCUUCACCAACGGGACAAAAAACAGGAGAGUGCGCACAGGCGGCAUCGCUCUGGUCCUGUCAGCCUUUCUUGCUCUUCUGGCUUUGGCAAUUUACACCGGAGUGACUGUCACGUUCUUUGGAAAGCGCUUCUUGGAUUGGCGCUUUUCCUGGUCCUUCAUCAUCGGCUGGGUUGCCAUCAUCUUGGCUUUUGCUGCAGGUGUGUUCCAGCUCUGUGCCUACCGGCAGAAUACUGCAGAACCAGCUCCUUCAAAUGUUCCUGAGAGCUGAACAGGAUUAACUAUCAGAGCAGCUUGUGUACUUUUGCAGCAGGUAACAUAGAUUUUGACCACCUGGUGUGAAAUAAAUAGAGAUCACUGCAA